Molecule: messenger RNA, 2299 nt
Organism: Austrofundulus limnaeus
Lineage: Eukaryota; Metazoa; Chordata; Actinopteri; Cyprinodontiformes; Rivulidae
Product: cadherin-like and PC-esterase domain-containing protein 1
Source: RefSeq, a predicted model, not a curated record
ACAGGUUCUGUUCGGGCUGUCUCUGUUGGGUCAGAACCGAACUUUUCCUUCAUGUUUGAUGUGAGGAAGAGGAGGAUGAAGAUGAGGCUCGGUUCGGUUCGGUGAAGUGAAGCUGCUCCUCAUGCGCUGCCUCCUCCGGACCGCCGGGGUUCUGCUCCGCCGCCGGUUCUGUUCGGGUUCGCUGCUGCUGUUCGGGCUGCUCUGCUACCAGAUCCUGAAGCUGGGCCGGAACCGGAGCGGUUCUGACGAGGUUCUGAAGGAUACGAAGAGGCUGACCUCUGCCCUGGAAGCUCUGCGGAACCAGAUCAGAGACUUCCUGCUUCAUCAGCUCGGACCACAGCGUUCCCAUCAUGCACUGGGGCAGAUAAAGACUGUGAUUGGGACGGUGCUGCAGGCAGCAUCCACCUCUGGUAAACAGGAAACAGCUGGCAGGUGUGUGUUGUGUUUCCAGCUGCUCACCUUCACCUUAAUGUUCAGAGCUUCCAUCACACCUGCUGUCAUCCAGGUGGACACAGAGCUGACCCUCAACUCUCUGAAGGACACGUUUGACAGACAGAUCACCAAAGACCUGAUCCUGGAGGACACACUGCACUUCCUGCUGAGACCACUGACCCACCUGUCCUCUGAGACCCACCUGUCCUCUGAGACACACCUGUCCUCUGAGACACACCUGUCCUCUGAGACCCACCUGCUCUUAGAAAAACUGAGGGAACAGAACCAAUGGGACCAACAAACGGACCAAUCAGCAGGCAGGUUCCUCAGGUACCUGUGUGGACCCCCAUCUCAGACAGAUCUACACAGACCCCUCCCUCACCCUGACUCCGCCCUUUAACCCCACCGUGAAGGAAUACCACGCUGAGGUGACUUUUGACACACUCACAGUUCGGAUCCGACCAGAACCCGUCAGCCCCGCCUGCACGGUUCACAUGGAAGAGUACCUGGGGCCCAGGAUGGUGACCCUGCCGCUCGGACUCGGUACCAGCCGGAUCAGCAUCCUGGUGACGGACGCCACCGCACCCACACCGGUUGUCAUGACGAUCUACACCGUUCACGUGUCCCGCGAGAGCCGACCCAGUCUGCCCAUGUUUGGAGAACACGUCAUGUGCAGCUUCCUGCAGGACUGUGGUCUUCUGGUCCAGCCUGGUCUCCCCUGUGGUCUUCAGCCGUACAUCCAGUCUCAGGGUCCAGUUCAGGCCUGCAACUCAGGACAUGUCCCAGGACGGUGGGUGGUCCCAUGUCUCAGCUGCUCAGACAAUAGGACAUGUGAUUGGAGGGCUGUUGCCUGGCAACCAGACAACUGUACCCACCCACUGGUGCCCCGCCCCCUUCUGCAGGACUGUCUGAGGGACAGGAAGGUGCUGUUCAUUGGGGACUCGACCAAUCGUGGGAUGAUGUUCUUCCUGAUGGAGCGGGUCAACUCCAGCCUGGAGGACUGGGGAAAAGCUCAUGACACCCUGGUGUACCAGAACCUGAAUGGGGGACGAACCCAGAUCAGCUACUCCUACUAUCCUCAGUUCUGGUUGGACAAAAACCAGAGACCCACGUUCAGGACAGCACUGUUGCAGCUGAUCCACAGGUCUCGCCCUCUGCAAAACUCUGUCCAGACGGUUCUGGUGGCGGGAGGAGUUCAGUGGCUCAACACCAAUCACCUGAGGACAGUCCAGGAGGUGUUGGACAGAGAGUCUCUGGAGAACAUCCUGGUGGUGGUGAAGUCCUUGGGGAUGGGGUUCCACCUUCCUGUGGACGGGAUCAGAUCUCUGAGUCUGAUGGAGGUCCAAAACCAGCUCAGAGUGAACCAGAACAUCCUGCUCACCGCAGAAGGUCUGGGGUUUGAGGUCCUGGACACCUUCAGCCUCACCAUGGGUCGRUACAAAGAGUUCCUGCAGGGCCGCUGUGCCUGCCACUUCCAUGAGGUGGAGAAGGUCCAGUCCACARCACGCUCAAACAAGGUGACACCCAGAACCAGAACCAUCAGAACGGAACCUGGACUUAGCAACCAGUCUACCGUGCAGGACAUGGAUCAGGCUGAAGGACGGAAUCCCCCUACUUAUCACGUUAGAGGACCAAUAAACCAGGUGUACUCUGAGAUCCUGCUCAGCCGCCUGUGUCUCAGGUGGGACUCGCCUGUCCCCUAUGGGACAAGGACUCAACAAGUCCACUGAGUGGCUCCAAAACUGUUCUACAGGUUCUAGAGAAGACCAGGAAAAAACAAGGAGGUCUGUGAAGAAAUGAGUGUUCUGUAAAAAAGUGAUUAUAACUAAAAAACUUUGUGUAAAUAAAAACAACAAAACAAAACUGA